GCCGUCAUCGUCCGGUGCGACGUCGAGAAAAUGGAAUUCCCGCCUUGGUCCGCCACCACAAUCCCCGCAGAUCAUCCCGUUUUCUCGCAGGACAUUCCUCCCGUCCCAGGGCUCAUCGAGGUACCGCUGGUCCUCCACCGCGUAGGCACUCGGUCCGCCAACCGGACGUACCUCAACAUCAACUCCGACUCCGGCUUCGCGCCCCCGGCGUGGCAGUCACAUGUCGGUACCAUCGUGGUCGCGCGCAAGGAUAGGUCCAGUUAGCUUCUGGAAGGCAAUGGCGUUCAACUCGACGGAUG
Ilyonectria robusta is the source of this 299-nucleotide messenger RNA. RefSeq lists its product as uncharacterized. Bases 31 to 264 code for a protein of 77 amino acids. The transcript has a single exon. The record is from RefSeq and is a predicted model, not a curated record. NCBI's taxonomy places the organism in Eukaryota, Fungi, Ascomycota, Sordariomycetes, Hypocreales, Nectriaceae.